Diaporthe amygdali is the source of this 708-nucleotide messenger RNA. RefSeq lists its product as uncharacterized. The record is from RefSeq and is a predicted model, not a curated record. The coding region runs from base 1 to 708 and encodes 235 amino acids. NCBI's taxonomy places the organism in Eukaryota, Fungi, Ascomycota, Sordariomycetes, Diaporthales, Diaporthaceae. The transcript is spliced from 2 exons.
AUGGACACGAUGAUCUCACCCAUAGAUGAGGCAAAGUCGUCGACACCUGCGGUGGACGAUAUCCUGAACAGGACGCGAGAAUUCAUCGACGUGCUCAAACUGCUAUCUAAGUCCCAAUCUCCUUCGCAACCUGCUCCGGCCCAAACUCGUCAGGAAACCUGGAAGCGCCGUCCCACGCAAUCGAGCGUAGGCCACGCGAGUAGCGAUUUUGACAAUGGCAUUGGCUUGGACUCACCCACAGACUCCGUCAGCUCUACGAUACCCUCACUUCCUGCAACUUCCAAUCUAAGUACUGUUCCAACACUCGACUCUGCUUCUCUACUUGCAAUCCUGAGCAUAUACAUACAGGUGCUCCGGCUACAUCUGGUCCAUUUUGCUCACAUCCACGACCUACUUACGGAAAUCUCGGAAAGUGACGCAGCUUUCCGAUACUCUGGUAACCUUCGUACCAUUAUUCUGAUCCAGAUUGUAACCAGUCUUUUUGAGCGCACGGAAACACUGCUUGGGCUCCCACGCCAGUUUCGACUUGACGGGCGUGGAGAAGAGUCUCGUGGCUUGUUUGUGCAUCAUGGAUUUAUGGAAAUAGCCGGUCCUAUCAUAAAUAAAGAGGAGGUCGGGGCUUUGGAGAACGGCAAAGGAGGUGUCAAGGCCCUUCGAAAACAUCUCAAGAAGACGAAAAAGUUGCUCAGGGAAAGCAUUGCACCGUAG